AUGGCUAGGACGGCAGCCGGACAGGCGCCAGCCCCCAGCCCCCUGCUGCUAGGGGGCGUGCCGCUUCAGGCCCUGUCCGUGUCCCCCGCGGCGGAGGACGGAGUCAGCGGCACGCUCAAGUCUACGCAAGAGAAGAGCGCCGUCCGCCAUGAGCUCUUUCAGGAGGCGAUGGGCGUGAUGAACCGGCUUGGUGAAGAGCUCGUGGAUGUGGACGCGCGCCUUGUGGCCGAGGGUCUUCGGCUGGCGGAGGAGCGGCAUAAGCUGAGGGUGGCUAUCAACCUCGGGCGCCACCAGCACGAGCUCGAUAAUGCGAAGGCCGAGGCCUCUCUCGUAGCCUCGCGUGAAGCCUGCUUCCGAGCUCAGGAAGAGGUCCGGGAAGCUAACCGCCGCCGCGAGGCUGAGGAGAAGCGCGCGUGGGAGCUCCAAGCCUGGAGAGCCUCCUUGGAGCGGCAAGUGGAGGCGCGCAAGGCUGCCCUUGCGUCGUUGAGGGGGACGCCCGCUGAAGAAGAAGAGAUCCGGAAGCGCGAGGAAGCGUUGGCGCUGGAAGCUGUGGAGCGUAGCCUUGAGCUCGAGCGGCUUGAGACGAGGGAGCGUCAAGUUGCCCAAGCGGAGGAUGCCGUUGGGGCCAGGGCUCAGGAGGAGGUCGAUCGCCGGGUGGCCGAGGCUCGCGUGGAUCUUGAGGGUAGGCACGACCUGAAGUUGAAGUUCAUAGAAGCCGAGGCUGCAGGUAGGACUGCUGCCCUCAGGUCCAGGUUAGACGAGGCGGAGCUGGCCUCUGCCCGCGCCGAGCUGCUUCCUCUUCAGCAGCGGGUCGCCGACGUCGAGUCCAUUGCGCGGCAGGACAGGGAGGAGGUGCUCCAGCGGCAGACGCUAGAGCGCGUGCACGCCCCCAUGCUUGAGGGCCUCAGGAACAGGGCCAACGCGGCGCUGGGCCACAUCUACGAUGAGAACGCCCCUCAUCCCCGCACGACCGACUAUGCCAGCCAUCUCCGCUUCUUCAUCGACGUGGUGACGCGCUUGGAGAAUCAUUCCGAGAGGGCUCGCCAGCUUGCUGAAGAGAGGAGCCGCGUUCUGCUGAGGCGCGCGUUCUCCCGCGUCUUCAGCCAUCUCCAAAACACCUACCCCAACUUCAAUUUUGACACCGCCAUUGCCCCUGUUCCGGAGGCCAUCCGUGACGACCUGGCGUAG
This is a messenger RNA of Aegilops tauschii subsp. strangulata, 1188 nucleotides long. Lineage: Eukaryota; Viridiplantae; Streptophyta; Magnoliopsida; Poales; Poaceae. The record is from RefSeq and is a predicted model, not a curated record.